Messenger RNA from Toxorhynchites rutilus septentrionalis, 1402 nucleotides. Its product is annotated as zinc finger protein 501-like. The coding region runs from base 194 to 1330 and encodes 378 amino acids. Gene Ontology annotation, biological process: regulation of transcription by RNA polymerase II. Gene Ontology annotation, molecular function: RNA polymerase II cis-regulatory region sequence-specific DNA binding; DNA-binding transcription factor activity, RNA polymerase II-specific. The transcript has 12 exons. Lineage: Eukaryota; Metazoa; Arthropoda; Insecta; Diptera; Culicidae. The record is from RefSeq and is a predicted model, not a curated record.
CUAAAAUAAAAACAAAACAAAAGUUUACUUUGCUUGCUCUAGAAAUAUAAAAAUCGUAAACGAUUAGACAACCUUGUGCUUUACGUUCAUUUGAAUAUAUAAAAUUCCAGAGAAGUGAGAUGGCAUUUGCCAGUAACAACCUGUAAGUUCAUAAGGGAAACCGCACCAUUGCAAUCCAGGACUAUCUUUCGACAUGACCUGCUCGUAUCCUAAUCUCAGCGACGAACCGACAGACAUUAAAAUGGAGCCAGAGUUAAUGAUUGAUGACCACGAACUGUCGGAUAAUGAUAACAUUUUCGAGACAGAUUCCACAGCGAACUUUGAGCCAAUUCCACAGGAAGCCAAAAUGCAUAUCAAGGGAGAAAAAGAACAGGUAUUCUUCAUCGGCGAAAUAGAUGAAAAAAACGACAAUCGACCGAAUGAAGGAUUGAUAAAAUAUUCUAUACGGUUACACUCAGGCGAACGUUCCUAUGCUUGUCUAUAUUGUUCCAAGGCGUUUAAGUUUCAUACAACGCUCAAAAGACAUAUUAGACAUAUUCAUACUGAUGAACGUCCUCAUCCUUGUCCACACUGUACGAAAGCGUUUAAGCAAAACAUAGCGCUCGAAGAGCACAUUCGUACUCACACGGGUGAACGUCCUUUUUCUUGUACACAUUGUACAAAGGCGUUUAAGCAACGUUCAGCGCUCAACAGUCAUAUUCGUACGCAUACGGGUGAACGUCCCCAUCUUUGUCCACAUUGUCCGAAAGCGUUUGUGCAACAUGCAGCGCUCAAAGUUCACAUUCGAACACAUACGGGUGAACGUCCCUAUUCUUGUCAAGAUUGUUCGAAAACGUUUAAGGAUCCAGCAGUACUCAGAAAUCACAUUCGAACUCAUUCGGGUGAAUGUCCCUAUCCUUGCCCAGAUUGUCCGAAAGCGUUUAAGCGAUAUUCUUCACUCAAAAUACACAUUCUAAAUCAUAUGAGUGAAGGUCCCCAUCCUUGUCCACAUUGUUCGAAAGCGUUUAAGGAUCCAAUAGUACUCAAAAGUCACAUUCGAACUCAUAAGGGUGAACGUCCCUAUUCUUGUCAACAUUGUUCUAAAACGUUUAAGGAUCCAACAGUACUCAAAGAUCACAUUCGAACUCAUACGGGUGAACGUCCCUAUCAUUGUCCAGAUUGUCCGAGAACAUUUAAGAAUUCUGCCUCACGCAAGCAGCACAUUGUAGUUCAUACGCGUGAACGUCAACGUUACCUAAGAAAUCACCUAAAUACACAUGGUAAAGAUACAAGCGGUCCAGCGCAGGAAUCACAGGUUACCGUAAAGGAAGAGACAACUGAAUGCGGAUGAAUUCAUUUGUCGUUGUUGGAAAUGGUUGGAAAAUAAAGUAAGUCCAUAGGAUAAAUAUUUUCAAAAGUUUAC